Fukomys damarensis (Damara mole-rat) is the source of this 2167-nucleotide messenger RNA. RefSeq names its product uronyl 2-sulfotransferase (gene Ust). Gene Ontology annotation, molecular function: sulfotransferase activity. The transcript is spliced from 8 exons. The record is from RefSeq and is a predicted model, not a curated record. Gene Ontology annotation, cellular component: membrane. Lineage: Eukaryota; Metazoa; Chordata; Mammalia; Rodentia; Bathyergidae. Bases 40 to 1104 code for a protein of 354 amino acids.
CCCCUUCUGCGCUUCUCCCUCCGGGACUACGGUUUCUGCAUGGCCACCCUGCUGGUCUUCUGCUUGGGCUCCCUCUUCUACCAGCUCAGCGGGGGACCCCCUCGCUUCCUGCUGGACCUGCGACAGUAUUUGGGAAAUUCCACUUACUUGGAUGACCACGGACCCCCUCCUAGUAAGGUCCUUCCUUUCCCCAGCCAGGUGGUGUACAAUAGGGUCGGCAAGUGUGGGAGUCGCACUGUGGUCUUGCUUCUGAGAAUCUUGUCAGAGAAACAUGGAUUCAAUUUGGUCACAUCAGAUAUUCACAACAAAACCAGACUAACUAAAAAUGAACAAAUGGAACUGAUUAAAAAUAUAAGUACUGCUGAACAGCCCUAUUUAUUCACUCGACAUGUUCAUUUCCUCAACUUCUCAAGGUUUGGAGGAGACCAGCCCGUCUACAUCAACAUCAUCAGAGAUCCUGUCAGUCGGUUCUUAUCUAACUAUUUUUUCCGUCGCUUUGGAGAUUGGAGAGGGGAACAGAAUCACAUGAUCCGCACCCCUAGUAUGAGGCAAGAGGAACGCUACCUGGAUAUCAAUGAGUGCAUUCUUGAAAACUAUCCCGAGUGUUCCAACCCCAGGUUAUUUUACAUCAUUCCGUAUUUUUGUGGACAGCAUCCCAGAUGCAGGGAGCCUGGUGAGUGGGCCCUUGAACGCGCAAAGCUGAACGUGAACGAAAACUUCCUGCUCGUGGGGAUCCUCGAGGAGUUGGAAGAUGUGCUGCUUUUACUGGAAAGAUUUUUACCUCAUUACUUUAAGGGUGUGCUCAGCAUCUACAAGGACCCAGAGCAUAGAAAACUUGGAAACAUGACUGUGACCGUGAAGAAGACUGUGCCCUCCCCGGAGGCCGUGCAGAUUCUCUACCAGCGAAUGAGAUACGAGUAUGAGUUCUACCACUACGUCAAGGAGCAGUUCCACCUGCUGAAGCGCAAGUUCGGCCUGAAGUCCCUCGUGAGGCAGCCCCUGAGACCGCAGUUCUUCAUCCCCACCCCGCUGGAAACCGAGGAGCCGAUCGAUGACGAGGAGCAAGAUGAUGAGAAGUGGCUAGAAGACAUUUAUAAGAGGUGAUGCCAACACUGGCAUGGGUUGCCUCCAUGGCUCUAUCUCCCUCUCCAGAAAGAUUUUUGUUUGGGGGAAGAAAACAUCGUGAAGGGACUUUAAAUUAAUGCUCGGGUGCAUUAAAAAGAACAAAACAUUCCCACAUGUUGGGGUCAUUGGCAGAUGCCCGGUUUUGCGGGUGUUGUUUAAUUUUAUUCUGUGCUUUCUCUUGGCUCUUUGGGGCUUUCCCAGGUACACAGAUGGCUCCAUCACAAGGCAUCAUGUCAUAAAAUAGCCUUUCCCUUCCCUAUCCCCAUAAGGUGGAAGAAAGAGGAGAAAUAUAUUCCACAGCCCAAUAAUUUAUCAUUUGUAAAAUGACUUGUAAAAAUAUUACCUCGGUGGUAGAAGAUAUUCAGACUUGUUUAUGUCAGUAGAGAUAUAAAACCACUUCGUAGACCAGGGAAUCUGCUCUACAAGCAUCUAAGAGGAGAAGGUAAGACAAAGACCAUCAAAGAACAGAUGUGCCUGCUUGCCACAUGGGUAGAAUUCUGCCCCUCAGGGGACAUUGUCACCAAGAGUAGUGCACUUAUCUCUGGAAGGAUGAGUUGGCUUGUGCCAUGACCCCAGCCAAUCAGAGCCUGGUGUACCCUUCAAAGUCAAUGUGCGUGGCAAGUUCCACUGUGGCAUUCCACUCCCAAGAACCGUUCUGACAGUCACCAAAGUAGCAUAACAGGGAAUACGAUUUGUUUUUUAUGUAAGGAAAAGUAUAGGCAGCACAGAGCCCGUCUGGGGCUCAUGUGACAGCAGGAAAAAACAUGGCCAUGUGCUUUGUGCACAACCUGAAACACCUCUGUCCCUGGCACUGCUUUAAGUGGAAGACCCAGGAACCAGUUUAGCUCUGGCAUUAGUUUUUAUGGCAGGAAUUCUAAACCUGACCACAGGCAGUGCAUAAUCUCUGAAGUCCACCCCUGCUCAAACAGUGUCUUAUCUGGUAUCUAGUACCUGCUUUUAGUAACAAGGGGUCCUCAGUUCUGUGCAGGCAGCUCGUAUGGAAUCAGUUUACUCUUAAGAACUCUUAGUAGGGACAUCAAAA